This is a messenger RNA of Callorhinchus milii (elephant shark), 925 nucleotides long. It is a transcript of the gene cd99, whose product is annotated as CD99 molecule. Bases 1 to 666 code for a protein of 221 amino acids. The transcript is spliced from 12 exons. NCBI's taxonomy places the organism in Eukaryota, Metazoa, Chordata, Chondrichthyes, Chimaeriformes, Callorhinchidae. Gene Ontology annotation, biological process: positive regulation of neutrophil extravasation; T cell extravasation; homotypic cell-cell adhesion. The record is from RefSeq and is a predicted model, not a curated record.
AUGGGCUUUGUCUUGUCUUCCUCCCCUGCAGCGGCUCCUACACUGGGUGCCAAUGACACGGGUGACGAUGGUGACCUGGAUCUCGGUGAUGCUCUUGGCCCUGAUCCGGACAUCCCAGACGCACCAAAGGACGGGGAUAAAGAAAUACCUGACUUGGGUUUGGAUUUCGAUGAACCAAAGCCAACUCCGCCUCGCGUUGGCAACAAGCCGAAGGGAUCGGAUGAUGGUUUUAAUUUAGAGGACGCCCUUUUCGGAGACGAUAAACUCACCCCGACAAAGAAACCCAGAGUUCCUGCUCGCGGAGGAGGAAAUCAAGACACUGAUCUUAAGGACUCGGAUUUGAUGAAUGGUGACUACAAACCUGACCAGACCAAUUCCAAGGGUCGCAAGGCAAGCGGAGGCUCAGCCGACACCAACGGAAACAGUGGAGGCGGAGGAGGAGGAGGUCAGAGCGCAGGGUCGACGGCUGGAAUUGUUGGUGGCAUUGCCAUGGCUCUGGUCGGUGCUGCCGGGGGCUAUUUCACUUACCAGAAGAAGAAGCUGUGCUUUAAGAUACAAGGAAACACGGCUGAGCAGGGCACCAAGCAGGAGAAUGUGCAGAACCAGAAAGAGGAUCCUCAGUCUUACAGCACUCUACUGCAGUCACAAUCCGCUGGAGGCAACUAGUAAGGAACAGAGACGCUGAGAGAAGUCUGACGACACCACGAUUCUCCUGACUGCUGUGUCUCUCUUUCUCGUGAACACACUCCUUUUUUUUUUCUAGUUUAAUUUUUUCCAAUGGGUUAAAAAUCGCCAUCGAUUCAUUUUUGUGUUUUUUGUUGUUGUUGUUGUCGUCGUCAUCAUCGUUGUUUGAAACUACACAGAAUCUGCCGACCAGGGUGUGUUUUUUUAAUAUAUGCAGUAAAACAUGGAUGGGGGGGGGGGG